This is a messenger RNA of Notodromas monacha, 1812 nucleotides long. The record is from the annotation of a GenBank genome assembly. NCBI's taxonomy places the organism in Eukaryota, Metazoa, Arthropoda, Ostracoda, Podocopida, Cyprididae.
AUGGCGGCAGAGGAUCGGUUCGAUGGGAUGUUCCUGUCGAUGGCGCAGGAGUGCGAAGGCGGAGUGCCUGAGUUGCUAGAAGUUAUCUUCGGCUUUUUGGCGCGCAAGACGGACUUCUACGGUGGUGGCAAUCCCGGGCAAGCGGAAAAUAUGGUUAUGACGGCAUUUCGAAAACACGAAAGGGCCGCCGCAGAUGCAGCAGCCGCAAAGAAGGCAGCUCGUGAAGAGGCCGAGCGGCGACGGAGAGAGAAGGUGGCUCUGGAAAAGGCAAGGGAAAGUGUGGCUAGCGACGUUUGCAAGCCGGCCGAAAUCCAGGAACUGACUGAUGAAGAGGCGGCUAAGCUGGAGCAGCGCUUGAAGAAUAAUGACGAGCCGGGUGAAGUUGAGGACAAAGGCGAGAAGGAAGAGGACGACGAGGAUGAGGCAAGCAAGGGGAAACUUAAACCCAACCGCGGCAACGGCGCCGACCUGGCCGGCUACUCCUGGGUCCAGACGCUAUCAGAUGUUGAGGUGCGCGUGCCGCUGCCGGUGGGUGCGGUGAGGAGCGGUCGGGAUUUGCUGGUGGAAUUUGGGCGCAAAACGCUUCGGGCUGGAAUCCGUGGAAAUUCGCCGCUCGUCAUUGAUGGUCCUCUCUUCAAUGACAUCAAGGUGGAGGACUGCACCUGGACGCUGGAGGAUAAGAAAACGCUCAUCAUCAAUUUAGAAAAGGUGAAUCGCAUGGAAUGGUGGACACGUGUUGUGACGAACGAUCCGUUGGAGAUUGACACCAAAAAGGUGGACCCGGAAUCGUCGAAGCUGAGUGACCUGGACGGCGAGACGAGGUCGAUGGUGGAGAAGAUGAUGUACGACCAGCGCCAGAAAGAGAUGGGCCUGCCCACGUCAGAAGAGCAAAAGAAACAGGACGUGUUGAAAAAGUGCUUGCUAGAAGUUAUCUUCGGCUUUCUGGCGCGCAAGACGGACUUCUACGGUGGUGGCAAUCCCGGGCAAGCGGAAAAUAUGGUUAUGACGGCAUUUCGAAAACACGAAAGGGCCGCCGCAGAUGCAGCAGCCGCAAAGAAGGCAGCUCGUGAAGAGGCCGAGCGGCGACGGAGAGAGAAGGUGGCUCUGGAAAAGGCAAGGGAAAGUGUGGCUAGCGACGUUUGCAAGCCGGCCGAAAUCCAGGAACUGACUGAUGAAGAGGCGGCUAAGCUGGAGCAGCGCUUGAAGAAUAAUGACGAGCCAGGUGAAGUUGAGGACAAAGGCGAGAAGGAAGAGGACGACGAGGAUGAGGCAAGCAAGGGGAAACUUAAACCCAACCGCGGCAACGGCGCCGACCUGGCCGGCUACUCCUGGGUCCAGACGCUAUCCGAUGUUGAGGUGCGCGUGCCGCUGCCCGUGGGUGCGGUGAGGAGCGGUCGGGAUUUGCUGGUGGAAUUUGGGCGCAAAACGCUUCGGGCUGGAAUCCGUGGAAAUCUACCGCUCGUCAUUGAUGGUCCUCUCUUCAAUGACAUCAAGGUGGAGGACUGCACCUGGACGCUGGAGGAUAAGAAAACGCUCAUCAUCAAUUUAGAAAAGGUGAAUCGCAUGGAAUGGUGGACACGUGUCGUGACGAACGAUCCGUUAGAGAUUGACACCAAAAAGGUGGACCCGGAAUCGUCCAAGCUGAGUGACCUGGACGGCGAGACGAGGUCGAUGGUGGAGAAGAUGAUGUACGACCAGCGCCAGAAAGAGAUGGGCCUGCCCACGUCAGAAGAGCAAAAGAAGCAGGACGUGUUGAAAAAAUUCAUGUCUCAGCAUCCAGAAAUGGACUUUUCCAAGUGCAAGUUCUCCUGA